Messenger RNA from Myxocyprinus asiaticus (Chinese sucker), 4032 nucleotides. Its product is annotated as mRNA-decapping enzyme 1B-like. Gene Ontology annotation, biological process: deadenylation-dependent decapping of nuclear-transcribed mRNA; deadenylation-independent decapping of nuclear-transcribed mRNA; positive regulation of catalytic activity. The record is from RefSeq and is a predicted model, not a curated record. The coding region runs from base 316 to 1830 and encodes 504 amino acids. Gene Ontology annotation, cellular component: P-body. Gene Ontology annotation, molecular function: enzyme activator activity; mRNA binding. The transcript is spliced from 10 exons. NCBI's taxonomy places the organism in Eukaryota, Metazoa, Chordata, Actinopteri, Cypriniformes, Catostomidae.
AAGCCAGCUGCCGCUGCAGGGGGCGUAGCGGAUCGGUUAUUCUGGCUCGAUUAUUCCGUUCCUGUGCGCUCAGUCAGGCAGCAGCUGCUUCUGUCUGCUUGUCAGCACAAACAUGGCGAGAGUGGCAGCAGAUCGGGAGCCAGAGAAGUGAAAUAAAGCGCUUUAGUUCUGUUUUACUGAUUUUAAGAGUCACUGAAAUACACACAAGUGGCACGAAACGUAAAAUAAAGUGCUUCGGUCUUUUUUUACUGAGUUGGAUAUUGUUUAAAACACAGAUCAGGAUUGUUUCGAUAUUUUCAGUGCAGGGCUGGAACCAUGACUGCAAACACAGGUGGUGGCGGGGGCGGUAGCUGUUUAUCCAUGAGUCUCUCCGCCCUGAAGAGAAUGGAUCCCUACAUCAGCAGCAUCACAGACCUGGCCAGCCAAGUAGCACUGUACACUUUCAACAACACCACCAAUGAAUGGGAAAAGACAGACGUGGAGGGAACUCUGUUUGUCUAUAGCAGGCUUGCUUUCCCCAGACAUGGCUUCACCAUCCUUAACCGCUUGAGCAUGGAAAAUCUGACUGAACCCAUCACUAAGGACUUAGAUUUCCAGCUGCAGCAUCCAUUUCUCCUGUACAGGAAUGCCCGAUUGUCCAUCUAUGGCAUCUGGUUCUAUGACACGGAAGACUGUCAGCGUAUCGCAGAACUCAUGAAGAAUUUGGCAGGGCAGGAACAGCAGCUACAGGCACAGAUAGAGAGCGGCUGCAUCUCACCACGAUCAACAGAGCAGGGAGUGGAUAUAGUGCAGAUGCUCACUAAAGCACGACAAGACUUUGACAAGGGCAAACUCAGCUCUGAGCCGAAAGAGAUUGGAAGUGGUGGAGUCAUCUAUGGAAACCCACAUCUAAUCAAACCCAUUCCUCUAAAACCAGCACAGGACACACACAUUCAGGGACAAACACAGCAGGAUGGAGAGAUGAACUCAAAGCAUCUCUCAGUGGUCACUUUGUUUGGUGCUCAGUCAAAGCCGGAGUCAGUCUUCCCACAGCCCAGCUCAAGUGUCAGCAGAGUGGGUUCAGCGCGGCCUGCAGUGGCUCGCUCGCUGUCUUAUGAUGACCCGGCCCCGGCAGGGGGCGCUCCGGCGUCCAGCACUCCCAUGCAGCACUGUCCAGCCAUCCACAAACUCAUGUCUGGGUCACUGCUUCAGCCCUUGUCUGAAUCCCCAGAGAGUCGUCUGUGUGAAAAUGGGGCAGUCCAGAACCAGCUUGACCCUAUUCAGAGACUGCUCAUGAACCCUCCUCUUGUGGCAGGGGCCCCGGCGCUGCCUGCCCUACAGUUAAGCCAAGGAGAGAGCGGGGUGGGGCCCCAAUUCCACCCUAAGGCAAAAGCCACAGGGCCAAUCCCACCUCAGCACUUGUUGUAUGUACCAGUAAAAGUGCCCCCUACUGGUGUGGGAGGGAAUGUGGUUUCACCUCAUGAGCUCCUCCAGAGGCUUACUUUGGUGCAGCAGGAACAGGAGCUUAAUCCCCGUCAGGAGCUCCUACAGCCCAAUUUGGCCACCAGCAACUGUAGUAUCAGCAAGACUAAUCCGACACAGGUGAUCUCACCGCAGCGUAUCCCAGCAACUGUAGCACCCACACUCUUGCUGUCACCAAGUGUGUUCACUCAAUCUAAAUUCACCAAAGCUGUAUUAGAACCAGAACCAGCUGAAAGCAGAGCACUUAGCAAGAGUCAGCUACAGGCCACACUGCUCCAUCUCAUCAGGAAUGAUGCCUCAUUCCUUGACACCAUCUAUGAAGCAUAUGUCUCCCGUCUCGCAACAGACUCUAGCUCAAAACCUUUCUGAAGCAGGAACACCCUCUGAACACAAGCACAGCUUGCACGCCGUAAACACAUCCCAUCUACAUCUUAUCUCAGGACUACCCCUGCUGUUGUGAGCAUAUCGCUUGUAUCAUCUAGUGAGCUGAGUGCCUCAGUACCAAAUUAAAGGGAUAGUUCACCCAAAAAUUUAAAUUCUUUCAUCAUUUACUCACCUCCAUACCAUCCCAGAUGUGUAUGACUUUCAUUCUUCUGCUGAACACAAACGAAGAUUUUUAGAAGAAUAUCUCAGCUCUGUAGGUCCAUACAAUGCAAGUGAAUGGUGAAUGGAAGUCAUCAUAAAAGUAAUCCAUAGGACUCCAGUGGUGUAAUCCAUGUCUUCUGAAGCGAUCCAAUUGGUUUUGGGUGAGAACAGACCAAAAUGUGUAAAUCUUGACAUCUGCAGUCUUCUUGAAGAUCAUGAUUACACUUCCUAGCACUCUGCACAUGCGUCAAGCACUGUAAUCAAAGUGUAAUCGAGCUUGAAAUGAUGAUCGUGCCUAGAGACUGCAAUGGCAAGAUGUACAGUAAAGAAAUAGUUACGUUUUGGUCUGUUCUCACCCAAAAUUGAUUGGAUCUCUUCAGAAGACAUUGAUUAAACCAUUAGAGUUGUUUGGAUUACUUUUAUGCUGACUUUGUGCGUUUUGUAGCUUGAAAGUGUUGGACCCCAUUCAUUUUUAUUGUUUGGACCUACAGAGCUGAAAUAUUUUUCUAAAAAUCUUUGUUUGUUUUCAGCAGCAAAAAGAAAGUCACACACAUCUGGAAUGGCAUGAGGGUGAAUAAAUGAUGAGAGUAUUUUCAUUUUUGGUGAACUAUUCCUUUAAAACAGAAAUACCAGUAUGGUUGCAAAUCAGUGCGAUCUUCAGCACACUCUAAAUUGGAUGAUCAGAAUUUCAAAUCAGCCUUUUUUAUUUGAUGGGUUUCACUAGUGUGAAUCUUAAAUAUUUUAUUAUUUUAUGAAAGGACAAUUUUAUAAUGGAUUUUACAUAAGGCUUUCAGAUAACAGUGCAGAAAAUGUGAAAUCUGUGUAAAGGUUGAAUAGUGGAAAGACAUUCUCCUUUUUAUGAAGGCAUAAUUUUGACCCUUGCACAUCUAAACAGACCCAAGUAGGAAUGGGGAAAAAAGUUUUGGACUGCACCAUAGACUCGUAAUAAUACAAAUGACAUGUUGACUGAUAGAAAUUACGAUAGGCUCAUAACUGUUCAACAUAACUGUCUUGGUUUCUACCAUCUUAAAGGGAUAGUUCACCUCCAAAAGGAAAUUCUAUCAUUAUUUACUCACCCUCAUGUUGUUUCAAACCUGUAUAACUUCCAGGGAACACAAGGAGAAUAACAUAUAACUUGAAUUGCAUAUUUCUUCCAUAGGUCACACUUUAUAUUAGGUGGCCUUAACGACUAUGUACUAACAUUAAAUACAUACAAGACUAUGUAUUUACUGUGUAACUACAUGAUGUUCUGCAAAAUUCCCACAUUUGCUGCUACUGAGGUUAAGGUGCGGGUAGGUUUAAGAGUAAGGGUAGGGUUAGUGUUAGGAUAAGGGGUUAGAGUUAGGUUUUGGGGUAAAGUUAACAGUGUAACUACAAAUGUAACUAAAUGCAGGUACUUUAAAUGUAAUUACAAUGCAACAACAUAUAUGUACAUAAGUACAUUGUAUCAAAUGGUUAAGUAUCUUAGUAGUUAAGGCCACCUAAUAUAAAGUGGGUCCCUUCCAUACAAUGAAAGUAAAUGGUGUCUAAUGCUCAAAUUUGCCUAACAACGUCUUCUGUGUUACACACAAAAAAAUAAAUAGUCUGAAAGGUUUGAAGCAACAUGAGGGUGAUUAAAGUCAUUUUUUGGGUGAACUAUCCCUUUAAUAUCACAGCUGAUACAAACAGAAACCACCCUCAUUCUUGCACAAACCAGCAGGAAUACUUUAUCUAUUUAGUCACAUUUUCUUGCAGAGAAAAAAAGAAUAUGGAUUUUGUUUAAAAGAUAUACAAACAAAAAAUGUACAUAUAUACAGUAUAUUCUAUUUUUCUGUGGUGUCUCUUUUGUUCUCAUAUUAACAUGCUGGCAUUUAUUUUUUAUGCCCCUUUUUUCAAAAAACAAACCUCUUGUCAUCAGUGUUUCACAAUCAGCGAGUUAAAUUUAAAUACACUGACAAUUGUAUUGUCUUCCAUUCUUUUUCUUAUUAAAAUUAUAUCCCAACACCC